Messenger RNA from Vicia faba (fava bean), 444 nucleotides. NCBI's taxonomy places the organism in Eukaryota, Viridiplantae, Streptophyta, Magnoliopsida, Fabales, Fabaceae. The record is from the annotation of a GenBank genome assembly.
AUGAUGAUAAGGUUUAAAAUAAAGAAACAAGUUGUAUUGAUAUACUACUUAUGGGUAUUGUCUAUUUUUCGACGGAACAAGCAAAGGUGCUUACUUGUAUAUAGUAAAUUAAAUAUGGCUAAUUUUGAAGGACGAUCAGUAAUAUGGAUGUAUAAUAGAAACCAACCUAUUGAUAUUUCAGCGGUUUUAUCUCUAAACAUAUCUGGUGUACUCAAAAUUGAAUUUGAAUACAGGAAAGAAAUAAUCAUUUACUCUUCACCUCAACCUAUAAACAAUAUUGUGGCUACUAUGCUAGACACACGUAACUUUGUACUUGAACAACCUCACCCCAAUGAAACUAAGAGUGUACUGUGGCAGAGUUUUGAUUAUCCAUUAGACAUUUUGGUUCCAACGAUGAAGCUAGGUGUAAACCGAAAAACUGGACUAAUUUCAUUUAUAAUUUAA